AUGGGCAUCGGUCCAAAGCCUCGGCCUGGGCUUCCAGCGCACUCUACCCUCUACUAUCUCAUCGUCCAUCUCGGCAUCUUCCUCGCAGAGAGCGCUGUUAUGGGCCUUAUGGGAUGGGUCAUGUCGCCCGUCACCCAAGGUCAGCUCACCGGAGGCGACGAUGCGACUGGAAACAUGCCUGGAUUCGUCUUUUUGAUGGCCUUCUUCUCGUGGCUCAACAGCGCCGCCAUUAUCGGUCUCUGGCUUGUCGAAGUCUACAAUCCACCUCUUGUCCGUGCCGCGGUACAGCUCUUCCUUCUCCUCCCGGCCAAUGCUAUUGUUGGAUUCUUCCUAGCUUGGCAGAACAACUGGACAGUCUUCCUUGGUCAAUGCAAGUAUGGCUCCAUCCUCUGCAAGUCGGUCUGGAAGUUGCUUGUGCGGAUUGAGGGCGUCUCCGCUUUUCUGAUUGGCCUCGUAGUUAUUCUCACCGUCAUCGACAUUAUCGCCUGCCUAUGGCUCUGGUUCCAGCAACGAAAGUCGCUCAAGCGGCUCGCGGCUAGGACAAACUCGAAGACUCAGUAG
Molecule: messenger RNA, 561 nt
Organism: Serendipita indica DSM 11827
Lineage: Eukaryota; Fungi; Basidiomycota; Agaricomycetes; Sebacinales; Serendipitaceae
Source: the annotation of a GenBank genome assembly